AGCAGUUUAUUGUUGUCAGUCACGGGAACUCCUGGACCGAUCAGUGGUUUCAAUGCAUUUUGCGCUCCACCCACUGGAAGACCGCUUCCCCGUACCCACACAAACUUCAAACUCAAACUUACUCUUGUCCCCUUUAGGACAUGGAUGUGGAAGCGCAUAAUAAACAAAUACCAGUUUAGACUUUUCAGGGACAAUUGGGGGUUUGGGGGGGAAAAAGCAGUUUAAUAGCAAUUGCGUUCCUCGUACUGAUCAGACGGUUCGUUCAGUGGCAUUUGUGCUGUUGAUAUGAAUCCGCACUUUCCAGCCGAGAGUCAGGACUUGGCGCAAUAAUUGUUUUGCUUUGGUCCCGACUUGAUGUGUUCCUGCAUUAACCGAAAGUGACUUUAACCAAAAUGCCAGGGAGUAGACCUCGCGGGCUGGAGCCGGAGUGCCGCAGACUGGCGGUGCUGGAUGGGAGCCCAGGCAAGGAGACGGCGAGCCCCUUGGAGUCCGGUCUCAGGAAGCGAUUUCAGGCGGCCGAGGAAGAUCACUGUGGGAGUCGACCCGCUCCCGAGGGAGCAGGAGCCGUCUCCGUGACGGAGUCUUGUACCUUCGAGAAGGAAGAGAAAGGAGCCUGGUGUAAAAAUUGCCAGCUCAAGCUGACAGAACUCAAAAGGCAAGCCGUGAAGCUCGUUAUCCCCGGAUCCAUCAAGGAUCCAGGAUUUUCAGCUUUUAUUUUUGACAAGCUUCAAGUGCCUGACUCUUCAAAACGAGGUCGAAAUGAAGCUGAGAGCCGAUGUGAGAUUUGUGCAACACACCUAAAUCAGCUACGAAAGGAAGCCAUUCAGAUGGUCCACUCACUCGGCCAAUCUAGUCAGGAGAUAUCUGAGCUACCACACAGUUCCAUUGCAGUGAGCAGCAUUUCAUCAAGAAUUGCUUCGCAAAAUAUGGUCACCCUUUCAUCACAAAGAGACUGGCCCUUGGUCACAGGACAAACAAGCAGACAGCCUGGAAAAUCAGGAAAUGUAAUCUCUGGUACAGAGAGAAGGAAGGGUCUUGGCUGGCCUCAGGGUGCAGGCAGCCUCUCAAAGUCCAGUGUUCAAGUGACUGUUGGUUCCAGUGGUCUUAGCAAUGCUCUGAACUCAGUCACCAUUCAAGCACAGCAGUACCUUGAGGGUAUGUGGAGUAUAUCUAGAGUCAACAACUUUCUUCCGCAUGCCUAUUUGGCACAGACAACAAUGACAGACAGUGGAAAAGAAGGUUUGUCUCAAGAAGCCAUCAUCCCACCAAACAGCAGCAGCCAAGCCUGGGCAACGGGCCCACCAGCCUCUCAGAAUUCAUUACUACCCGGCAGGAUUUCUUCUGGCACUUCAGCUGCAGCUUCUUUUUUUAUCAGAGCAGCGCAGAAGCUGAAUCUCUCUUCGAAGCAAAAGAAAAACCACCCACUUCUCCAGCAUUCGCAUGAGCUCUCAAACAGCAGAACAAAUUUCAGUGGUAUUUUGCAAGUGUCCCCUCCCCCAGCGCCACCAUGCCUUUUGAGGGCUGUGUGUAAAGUCAAGGACAACCCAGGCAUUGGAAAGGUGAAGGUAAUGGUACGGAUUUGUCCUUCCCAAGGUGCAAAUGAUACAUCAGAGUCAAUGUCUUUCCUGAAAGUAGACUCUCGCAAAAAACAAAUAACCCUUUAUGACCCCUCAGUGAGUGGUCAUUUUAGCUCUGCCCACAGACGAACAGCUGUUGCUGCUCCAAAAAUGUUUGCAUUUGACGCAGUUUUUACCCAAGAUGCCUCACAAGCUGAGGUCUGCUCAGGAACAGUGGCAGAAGUCAUUCAGUCUGUUGUGAAUGGUGCAGACGGAUGCAUAUUUUGCUUUGGUCAUGUCCAGCUUGGAAAAACAUAUACUAUGAUUGGAAAAGACAAUUCAAUGCAAAACCUCGGUGUUAUUCCCUGUGCAAUAUCCUGGCUUUUUAAACUAAUAAAUGAGCGCAAGGAGAAAACUGGCACUCGAUUCUCGGUCAGGGUAUCUGCUGUGGAGAUCUGGGGCAAGGAUGAAAACCUUAGGGAUUUGCUAUCUGAAGUGGCCACUGGCAGCCUCCAGGAUGGCCAAUCUCCUGGUGUCUACCUCAGAGAGGAUCCAAUCUGUGGAACUCAGCUUCAGAAUCAAAGUGAGCUGAGAGCCCCCACGGCAGAGAAAGCCGCCUACUUCCUUGAUGCAGCAAUAGCCUCCAGAAGGACCAGUAGGCCAGAUUGUGAUGAGGAGGAGAGAAGGAACUCCCAUAUGCUCUUUACCCUUCACAUUUACCAAUAUCGAAUGGAAAAGAGUGGCAAAGGGGGAAUGUCAGGAGGGCGCAGUCGUUUGCACCUGGUUGAUCUGGGGAGCUGUGAAAAGGUUUUAAGCAAGAGCCGGGAUGGUGGUGGAGGCCUCUGUCUAUCACUUUCAGCUUUGGGCAAUGUCAUUUUGGCAUUAGUCAAUGGCGCUAAACACGUUCCAUACAAAGAUAGUAAGCUUACUAUGCUGCUGAGAGAAUCGCUGGGGAAUAUAAACUGCAGAACAACCAUGAUCACCCAUAUUUCUGACUCGCCUGCCAACUAUGCAGAAACCCUUACAAGCAUUCAGCUUGCAGCACGAGUUCAUCGUAUGAGAAAGAAAAAGUCCAAGUAUGCCUCAAGUUCUUCAGGAGGAGAAAGUUCUUGUGAAGAAGGUCGGAUUCGAAGGCCGCCUCAUUUAAGACCCUUUCACUCAAGGACCACAGCUCUUGAUCCAAAUCUUCCUGUAUUAGGAAUAGCGAGUGACCCAGAUUAUUCAUCAAGCAGUGAGCAAUCAUGUGAUACUGUUAUUUAUGUUGGUCCCAAUGGCGCAGCACUGUCUGAUCGAGAGCUAACAGAUAAUGAGGGACCGCCAGAGUUUGUCCCCAUAAUCCCUUCUCUUAACAAGAGGAAUGAUCCCAAGAAAGGCAAGGAAACUGUAAUUGUUGGUAAGAGGACAGAAAGGGACUAUUUCAAAUGCAACACUUUUGCUGAAUUGCAGGAGAGAUUAGAGUGCAUUGAUGGAAGUGAGGAGCCCAUCAAAUUUUCUUGUGAGCAAGGACUUUUCAUCUGUAGUAACAGCCCAGUCCCUACAAGGAUGGAAAAUGUGCAAUGUAUAACUGUACAGGAGACGACACAAUCUGCCCCUGCAAUUGAGAAGGUACCGGUAUCUCCUCCACAAAUAUAUAGAAAGCAUUCUUCAAUAGAAGCAGUGUCUCCUAAAAAAGGGCAGAGCCCACAUACUCAAAUUCCUGUGCAGCAGCAUAAUGGAUCUCCAGUGAAGAGCCCCUCUCGCUCGAUAACAACCGAACAUUUGAAACUUCAAACCAAAGCUGAAGGAAGCAAAAUGGAAUUAAGUGGUAAUAUUGGAAUAGAUGGAAUCAAGGAGACAAUCACAGCUUCCACAAAUGCGUCCAAAUCUAACAGCCCGAAAGCACAAAAGCAGGCACAAGCCACACCUGCGCCCGUUGUGAGAGAAAAGAUGUUUUUCAACAGAAGGCCUUUGCCAAGCCCUGCACCACCACCUCCCCAAACAAAAGAUAGGAAAAUACUUUGUUCAGAAUCCACCAGCGGCUGUGUGAUUAGAACUCCUCCAGUAGGAAUGAGCCAUCAGGUGAUAAAUAAACCGGAGUCCAUUGUAACUGGAAGUGCUGCUGCACAUUGCAGAAGUAAAUAUAAACAAUCCACGGCAUCAGAUAUAAACCGCUUACGAUCAGCAUUACGGAGUGAUUGUAUUGACCGAGACAUGUUAACCACUACUGUGACUUUGCAGCAGCCUGUGGAACUGAAUGGAGAAGAUGAACUGGUAUUUACUGUUGUGGAAGAACUGUCAUUUGAAGGGAUUUUGGAAAGUGGUCGACCUGCUAGCAUUAUUAGCUUUAAUAGCGACUGUUCACUUCAGGCCUUGGCCUCAGGCUCACGGCCUGUCAGCAUUAUUAGUAGCAUAAAUGAUGACUUUGAAGCUUAUACCUCACCAGCAACCACUGCUGGAGCAAGCAUGGACAAUGUUGUGCCACUUGCAGAUGAUUCUUUUUGCAACAGUAGCAGACGAUCAUCAAUUAGCUCCUGGCUCAGUGAACUAAGUAUCUGUGCCGUAGAAAGUGAUGGGGCACAGCCCUCUGAAACUUUUGUUAUGCAGUCUUGCUACAGUUUUGGUGAGAAGUCUCUGGGGCCUUCUAACUUGGAUUCACCUGACAUGCUGCAAGAUAUGUGUGCACCACUGACACAGGCUCAUAAAAGCACCUUGACUGAUAGAUUCUGUUGUUCUGAACUGGGUAAUGAAAGCACCAGUUCAAGCAGAGCUCUCAUUGACACCAACAAAGGUUCUAACGCCUUAACUUUAUCCAAAGUCGUUUCUGACAAAGUUGUGACUGGCACUAAUAAUUCAUCAGUAACUAAAACUAGCAUCCCAGUACAUUGUCAUGUCCCAGUAAUUCCUGAAGAAGAUCCUAUUUGCUACCCUAGUCUUCCCAGGAAAAUAAAACCUACCUCAUCUGUGAACCAUAGCGGUAGCACAGUAGAUUGUGGAGACACACAACAAGAAAAUGAGCUUGAGGAUCCUUGGUUACAACGCACAAAUAGCCAAUUGGAACCAAAAGCCGAGGAUCAAGCACUUUCCGAGAAGUCAUCUCCCAAAUCUGGUACUAGCAGUCAAAUAAAACAGCAAAUGAAAGCAUCCCAAAAUACUGGAACCAUUCCUAGGCUUAACAAAUCUCAUACAACUGUUUCUUGUGCACAGAGAGUUGUGUAUGGAUGUGAAAUGGUAAAUAAAUCCGAUGGAGUAAAUAGUGCCAUUGGUGUGAACACAAGGAAAAAUGAUAUGCUGGCAAAGGUAUCACAAGUCAAAAAAGGAAAUUCGAUGGUUGCCACAAUGCCAAUAAUGCACACCAGUGUUAAUGCUGGAGCUAUACCCAAAGAGCAACGAGAUUUUGCUUCAGUAACAAGCAGCUUAAAAUCAACUGCAUGUAAGAAAACAUCAGUGCCCAAAACAAGCAUGCUACCGAGGCUCAAUGGGAUACCUCCAGCGCCCCCAGUCCGUAAAUCUAGUCUAGAACAAAAAAAUAGAGUUACUCCACAAACUAAUGCCCAAAAAUGUACCAUUCCAGAGGUAGUUAAAGUAUCACCACCAAAACUAGAGGAUGAUGUAGAUGGGAGACUAAAUGUUGCUACUUGUAUUGUUGAAGGUAACAAUAACCGAUCGACAAACAUAAAGUCUGAUCAGAUGUCUGUUAAAAACAUUUCAAAUUCAAAAUCCAGAAUGCCUAAACCUGAAGCUGUGCAUCGCUGUGGAAGUCAGCUAUCCCUUGAGAGAAGUGAUAGUCUUACCUCAGUAGGAUCCAAGCACAGCAUGGCUAAGGAAAGUGGCCACCUUGUCAACAAUAACAGCAGAACAGGUCGAUCAGUACCGAGGCUUGGUGUGUCACCGUCAGCUCCUGUAAUGUCUACUCCACCCAUUCCUGUAGUCCCUGUACCAGGUAAAACCAAUCAAACCAAAUGUACUUCCAAUAAUAAGGUUGUGGUGUCAGGAAAUAAAUGUCGAAGCCUCUCUUCAAGCGGUGCAAAGGGGUUAAGCACAUCAGUUAAGUCAUUAACCCAGUCAAUGGGUCGAAGUUCCACUGUGCCAUCAAAUGGAAAAACAAUACCUCGUUCGACACAGGUAGCAAAUUGUAAACCUGGCAAAGGAACAAUCAUGGGAACAAAGCAAGCAGUCAGGGCAGCGAAUAGCCGUGUCUCCGAACUAGCAUCUGGGGCCUCCUCCGGUAAAAUGGGCCAUUUGAGAGGAUCCACAGAUUCUGACAGUGGGAAUGACAGUGGGGUCAACCUCAGUGAUGAAGUAUCACAGAUACCAGUCUUGCCUUCUCCGUACAGUAAAAUAACGGCACCUAGACGACCUCAGCGCUACAGCAGUGGGCAUGGUAGUGACAACAGCAGUGUUCUUAGUGGAGAGCUGCCUCCAGCCAUGGGAAGAACAGCUCUUUUUUAUCAUAGCGGUGGCAGUAGUGGUUAUGAAAGUAUGAUUCGUGACAGUGAAGCUACAGGAAGUGCGUCAUCCGCACAUGAUUCCAUGAGUGAAAGUGGAAUGUCUUCAUCUGGCCGCAACAGAAGUUCGAAGUCCCCCAAAAAGCGGACAGCUGGUACUCAGCGCCGUCGGCUGAUUCCAGCUCCUCUGCCCGACACAUCAUCCUUGGGACGAAAGCCAACAAGCACCACUGGGCAGUGGGUGGACUUGCCACCUCUGCCAGGCACCCUGAAGGAGUCAUUUGAAAUUAAGGUUUACGAGAUUGAUGAUGUGGAACGGUUACAGAGACACAGGCAGGAGGAAAAUGAGGAACCUUUCCAAGAUGUUGACAAGGGUCUAUUGUACUUCAACACAAAACUGAAGAUCUUGGAGAAGCGACAACAGCGCAUAAGAGAAUUAAAGGCAAAGCAUGAGUUAUUGAUGAAAGAGUUGGAGGAUACCAAGAGCAGGCUGAUGAUGGAUCCUGAUAAGUGGAAAUCAGAGUUUGAGGUUGACCUAGACCUGGAUAAGGAGUCCCUGGAAUAUCUGGAGGCACUGGAAGAGGUAACAGAGGAGCUUGAACAACGUGUCAACCUAUGCAAGGCAAGGAUAAUGAUGGUGACCUGUUUUGAUAUUGGCAUGAUUACUGAAGUGAAUGAUGGACUGAGGGAAGUGCAAGUUUAAAGACGGCCACUGGUGGGAGAGCAUAAAAUCCAGGCCAUUCUACCGUGAAAGCAGCCAACGUCUGAAGCAAAAAAGAUUUUAAGGAAUUUGGGGGGAGGUUGGUGAUGUGGAGACAGAGGAAGAUGGCAGAGAAUGUUGAGAGAAAGCUGAUGUGGUGUCAGUGAAUCUUGAUGGUGAGCUGUGUAAAUCAAUACAGUGCCUCAGAGCUUAAACACAGUGAAAGCUUAAACUGUUCAUGCGAACAAUUUCCUUUCCCUGAAGGAAGAAAGAAGGCAACAUAAACCAAGAAGAACAAAGAACUGAAAAACCUUAAAGUGCCUUUUAGAUUCACUUGAUUUAUUUGCAUUGGUGCUAGUAAAGAAACCAGCAUACCUAAGUAAACACUGAAACAAAUUGCUUAUUUUAUAUUGUAUAUUGUAUUUAUAUGACAUAUGUAAAAAAUUCAUUGUAGCAAAGCAAUAAGUAAAUUAUGUUCACAUCUCUGACUUUGCUUUCUUGUUUAGAGAGCCGUUGAUAUGUUUUGAAUUUUGGAAUAUUCCCUCGUACAUUAAUAUCCCACGGUAUUCUGUUUUACCAGUGUUUUUAUAAAGUUUCAUUAAUUGAGGCAUAUUAUAAAAUGUAAUGAUUUUUUGGGAGACUUCUUUUAUAUGGAAUCUUGUCUGUUUUUGAGCCACUUCUUUCUACACAUUGCUAUUGAUGCAGAAGGGCAGAAUGAAAUUCCUAGUUUUCUAAACCAGUCAUAAGUAAAUCAGUAAAGAGCUCACUGUGCCAAAUAAUGCGGACUGAUGCUAACAGCAGCAAUUCAGUGUAGCCACAGAGAGACUGCAUAGUGAAUUCAAUAUUGUACGUUAUCAAUGAUCAAAAUUUAUAUACUCUUUUUUAGAAACCAAAAACAGGUUUACAAAAUAAAUACAGUAUUGAUUUCUGAAAUGAUUGAUUGUGUUGUUUAAAAAUAUUGCAUCUCAGGAUUUCUUCAAAAAAAGAAACAAAUUUGAUAGAAGAGCUAUUUGAACAUUGCAUAAAAGUUUGUGUAAGAUUUUUUUUUCUUUUUAGUACUGGACAGCAGCCACUAUUUGAUGAAUUAUUGCCAAACAAAAACAAUUUUACAUGAUGAAAUAAUAAAUACAGUAUCACAAUUCAUUGUGAAUGGUAUUUUCUGACCAUUUUAUUUGUAAAGGUUUUUUUCAGAAUCUUUGUAUAUAUGUAUAUUAUGGUAGUUGCAUUAGCUUUUAUCUGUGAAUAAAUUACAUGUCCACUGGUA
Molecule: messenger RNA, 7944 nt
Organism: Carcharodon carcharias (great white shark)
Lineage: Eukaryota; Metazoa; Chordata; Chondrichthyes; Lamniformes; Lamnidae
Gene: kif26ab
Product: kinesin family member 26Ab
Exons: 16
Coding region: 393-6683 (2096 amino acids)
Biological process (GO): microtubule-based movement
Molecular function (GO): microtubule motor activity; microtubule binding; ATP binding
Source: RefSeq, a predicted model, not a curated record